GUCGGCGGUAGCGAGUGGUUGUGCCUUUAAUCUGCUAAAUAAAAACAAAUAAAUGUCGUUGUCGUGCUGUUAAGUGUGUUGUUACAAAGCGUGUCGUGUAAAGUGUUGUUGUUUUGCAGUUUAAAAAACAAACAAAAAAAAUAACAGAAUUAUAAAAUAUAUAAUUAAUAAUUAUUUCAACAGAAAAAGCAAAUUUACAUUGCUGUUUAAUUUCAGUUAUUAAAAAAAAGUUUAAAAGAAAGUCCGUCACUUUUAUAAAUUUAGAAUUAAAUAAAUAAAAUUGUAAUUUUCAAUUUGUCUUGAUUCAAAUCUCAACAGUAAGAAGAGGAUGAAAAAAUGUCUCUUUAAGUUACUAAUGUAACGAUGACGACGACCACAGUGCCAGAUCAAAGAUAUUUUUGUACAAAUACAAAUACAAAUUCGAUUUCAAAUUCAAACAGACUUUAACAAUUAGUACUAGAGAAUAGAUAUUUGUACUUAUUGUCUAAACAUCAUUUGUGAUAAAUUAAAAGUGUUAUAUACAUAUAAGUAAAUAAAUUUAUAUACGUAGUUAUAUAUAGUAUAUUUAAAUAAUAAUAUUAUUAUUUAUAAAGAACAAAAGUGUCAGUAUUUUUUUAAAACAACAAAAUGACAGUUACAUAUACAGGAGAAGUAGCGACGUGUCGUGGCUUUGGCUGUUUUUUAAAAUUAUUACUCAGAUGGCGCGGUAGUAUUUAUAAGCUGGUAUGGCUGGACUUAUUAGCUUUUCUACUCCUUUACUAUUUUCUUAAUAUUAUGUAUCGGUUUGUACUCAACGAGGAUCAAAAAGUGCAAUUUGAGGCUGUGGUACAAUACUGCUAUAAUUAUAGUGAUCUCAUACCUCUAUCCUUUGUUUUGGGUUUCUAUGUAUCCAUUGUGAUGACCAGAUGGUGGGGUCAAUACACCAGUAUACCUUGGCCCGAUCCCAUAGCAGUGUUUGUCAGUGCAAAUGUACAUGGUCAAGACGAAAGAGGUCGUGUAAUGCGACGUACGAUAAUGCGUUAUGUUUGCCUUUGCCUGACCAUGGUAAUGACCAACAUAUCACCGCGUGUUAAGAAAAGGUUUCCCAAUCUUAGUAACUUUGUAGAGGCCGGUUUGUUAAAUGAAAAUGAAAAAGAAAUUAUAGAAAGUAUGAAUAAAGGAUUUCCACGUCAUUCAAAGCAUUGGCUGCCAAUAGUAUGGGCCACUAGUAUUAUAACUAGAGCACGUAAAGAGGGUCGCAUACGUGAUGAUUUUGCUGUCAAGACUAUAAUUGAUGAAUUAAAUAAGUUUAGAGGACAAUGUGGUCUUUUAAUAUCGUACGAUACCAUCAGUGUGCCUUUAGUAUACACUCAGGUGGUAACUUUAGCUGUGUAUUCAUUUUUCUUGUGUUCUGUUAUGGGCCAACAAUGGACCAUGGGCAAAACUGUGGCCAAUAGUAGUCAUGAAAAUAAAAUUGAUUUAUAUUUUCCAGUCUUUACAACGUUACAAUUUUUCUUUUACAUGGGAUGGCUUAAAGUGGCUGAAUCUUUAAUAAAUCCCUUUGGAGAAGAUGAUGAUGAUUUUGAGGUCAAUUGGAUGGUGGAUCGUAACUUACAAGUCUCUUACUUGAUUGUGGACGAAAUGCAUCAUGAACAUCCGGAACUUAUCAAAGAUCAAUAUUGGGAUGAAGUAUUCCCCAAUGAACUACCCUAUACCAUAGCCUCGGAACGUUUCCGCGAAGAACAUCCCGAACCCUCAACAGCUAAAAUUGAAGUGUCCAAGAAUGCUGCAAUGCCAACCGUUAUGUCUAGUGUUCGCAUUGAUGAUAUGGUUGGUACUAUUCCCGAAUCUAAACCAAACACUCCAAAUGUGCAGGCAGUUAGCUAUAAAUUCCCCGAUAACAUAGAAGAGGAGGCUGAUGAUGCCAGUGGCAUACAUUUUACAGCCGGUAAUGGCAAAACGAGACAAGGCUCAUCACCAAGUUUAGUGAGUCUUAGUGGUACUUUGUCUCGUGUCAAUACCGUAGCCUCAGCGCUUAAACGUUUCCUCAAUCGAGAGGAUAGUCGCCCCGGAUCCUUAACACCCAAUGAUGAAAAUCCCAAAUAUCGUUUUCCCGGCAGUGCUAGCUCUAAUAGUUUAGCUCCACCUGCCGGCUCAAAACCAGUUGGCAGCAUGCGCAUCACCGAUCAAGUCAUCGAAGAAGUUGAUGAACAAACUACCAUCACUUCACAGCGUGCUAACGAUAAUCGCCCCAAUGUUCGAGAUAUUUUUGCACAAAACUCUGGUUCAUCGGCGAGCUUAAAUAAACACCAGCAACAAUAUCCUACAGAUCCCAUGGAUAUACCUAUGAAAAAUAAUAAACUAUAUAUGCGUACACAGUCAACUGUUGAGCCUAGUCUGUUUCCUGCCGGCGGGGUAGAAGCACUACUGAGUACAUCUGCCCCAUCGAACGGAAGUCCGACCAUGGCCCGCACUGUACCUAGUUCACCUACCAGGGAAAGCACAAAAUCUCUAUACGAUCGGGACAAUAAAGAACGUGGCAGCCGUGAAACAGAACGUACAGAUGCUCCGCCCCAAUUCAGGUGGUUCUUAUCAACUGUGGAAGAUAUGGAAAUGCGCUCAACACAUGAUCUAAUAGCGGCCGCCAAUGCCGAUGUUGAAACAGAUGAUUUUGAAAAACUUAAAGCCGAACGUGAAAAGGAACGAUUGGAAAGACAAAAGCAAAAAUUUGCUCGACAAAUAAGUACGGCACCGGGUGGUGAAAAAGUACCCACCACAAUAGUACCUAUGGUGGCAGCUGCAAUUAUAGCAAAUCCUGCAGUAAGCACUGCAGAUGCCCAAAAUGCUACACAGGCUGUAGGCACUACCGGCUCAACACUACCGACAACGAGUUCAAAUGCAGAUUUACUUUCAAUAACCGAGCCAGUAACACAUUCUACGCAGAAAUGGAAUGAAGGCGGUUUAAAUGAAUGAUUAACACAGUAAAAUUAGUAUAAAAAACAACAAAUAAUAGAACUAAUAGUAAAUACUGUAGGGUACUAAUCAUAAUGAUAAUGUACUGCCUUUCUGUAUUAUUAGACUUUAAAUCAAACACAGUACACAAUUAUUAUAACAUUUUGUACAUAAAAUAACAGAAAUUCGUAACGAAUGCUUUACACAUGUUUUUUUUAACCAAUAGAAUUGGAUUUUUUACUUGUAUUCGUCGCCUAGUUAAUAAAAGACAAUUAAUUAAUCUAUUUAAUUUUGGGUUUUAAGCUUUACAUUUUUGCAAGUAAUUUAACUUAAAAAAAUAAUUAGAACAAACAGAAUAAUAACUAUAAGUAUGUAGGUUACAUAUGUAAUGUAUAUUUAUUAAUAAUUUGGUGCUUUAUUAAAAGACAAACAAUAAAUAAAAACAAAUAAUAUUAUUAAAUAUGAAUAAUAAUUGUAAGAUGCUCACAAAAAAAAUAUUUAAUUGCUGCAUAACAAGUUUUGUUUCUC
This is a messenger RNA of Lucilia cuprina (Australian sheep blowfly), 3459 nucleotides long. It is a transcript of the gene Best1, whose product is annotated as bestrophin-2. The record is from RefSeq and is a predicted model, not a curated record. NCBI's taxonomy places the organism in Eukaryota, Metazoa, Arthropoda, Insecta, Diptera, Calliphoridae. The transcript has 8 exons. Gene Ontology annotation, molecular function: chloride channel activity. Bases 628 to 2952 code for a protein of 774 amino acids.